UUGGUGUUAACACCACCUAGGGUGUGGACAAGGAGGGAUGACCAGAACUUUUUCCUAGUCUGGGCCCCUCCAACAAUUUAUAAGAGUAGCAGCAGCAGCAAGGACCAAUCAUGCUGUUGAUAUCAUGAUCAAAAUGACAUUUAUAUUCAUUUGGCAUACGCUUUUAUCCAAUUAAUUUGUAUUGAAUUCUUAUAUAUUUAAUUCUUUAAUUAAUUAUCAUCAUCAUCUCCCUUUCUCUCAUAGGGGUCAUGUAUGUUAUGUGGCUAUAUUCCUUGAUUCAGUGUGUAAUAGCAGUGCUGGUGAUGGGAGUGAGUGUGCGGUUGUGCUUGGCUGCUGGUUCUGCUGCAGCUGGGGCAGGAACUAGAAAGUGGAGCACAUCUGCAUGCCUGAAACUUUGCCUCGGCUUGGUUGGGUCAGUGGGCAGUAUUGUGGUCGCUCCUGUGUCUGUGCUAUUAAACCUGAGGAGUUCCCAGUGCCUGUACACCUGUAUCGCCAUGGUCUCCUGCCCCCUACUGGUCAGGCAGUUCACUGUGUGCCUUCUGCUUCUACUCACCCUUAACACACACCUGCAGUGCCGCCUGGGGAACAGAUAUGCAGGCUUAGUGACUCGCAGGCGGGUUUUGUGCUCGGUGCUGCUCUGCUGGGUCAUUUCGGUGAUCACCGCCUUCGGCCAGUUCAUCAUUUCCAACUCUUCUGAUGCUUGGGGAAUUUCUGAGAACGACGAUACAGCUGGACUCGGGAUGGAUGAAUGGCCUGAAGAAAAUUACACCACCCCCGCCCUCCCUCCCAAACGGCCCUACCCCCAGGAUCGCUCUGUAAUCGGCCAAUUCUUGCCUUAUGGAGGUUUUCUAUCCAAGUUUCUGGUGGAGGACAAGGAGAACUUUACUUAUGCAGAGAUCCACGGCAGCCACUGGGGCGUCUGUGCCACCGACACCGUGCUCAGUCCGGUGUUCCUUGUGUAUGUUUACGCUAUCACCGUGUUUGUUAUUCCCCUGUUGGUUCUGUUGGCCGUGUAUCUGGACUUGAUGUGCUUCAUGCCACAGCAGGUUCCUGCGAGCUCCUCAUUUUCUCAGAAACAAAGCUCAGUGUGGUCUCGCUCCUUGGCUCUUUCCGUUUCUCUCCUGGUAAUGCUUUGCCUGCCCCUGCACAUCACCCACGCUUUGUUACUCUUCGCCCCGAGUGCCACUAGACCCGACUGGACCUCUCUGACAGCCUCUGUUCUUUUCCAGACGUAUAGCGUAGUGCCCCCACUCCUCUUCACCAACACCUCUCAGCAGCCAGGCAUGGAGUGCUCCUUGUUAUCCGUACCCAACCUGACCUCAAGGGUUAUCACCUCUCGAGUCAAAUCUGUGGGGAGUGCUUUCAGUUCAGUGGAAGAUUACGGUCACCCUGGGCCAACACCGAAAGGCAAAGGACCUCCAGGGAUAUGAAGAGGGCACUGAAAGUUAUCUGUAGAGUCCUUGCAUGGGUAAUGUGUAAUUAUAUUCAGC
Messenger RNA from Megalobrama amblycephala (Wuchang bream), 1490 nucleotides. RefSeq lists its product as uncharacterized. Gene Ontology annotation, biological process: G protein-coupled receptor signaling pathway. The transcript is spliced from 2 exons. Gene Ontology annotation, cellular component: membrane. Lineage: Eukaryota; Metazoa; Chordata; Actinopteri; Cypriniformes; Xenocyprididae. Bases 249 to 1430 code for a protein of 393 amino acids. The record is from RefSeq and is a predicted model, not a curated record. Gene Ontology annotation, molecular function: G protein-coupled receptor activity.